GACGAAGCCAGCUUACAGGGGGCAGAAGACCUGCAGCUGGUUUUGCUCAGCUUCGCUGCGACGACCCAGGAGCAGAUCAAUGAGCUCGUGAUCUCUGCUCGUUCCGGCGAUCAUCAGAAAGUGAAAGACAUGUUGACGAGGCCACAGGAUCCAGAUUCAUCCAAUGCUGCUGGAAACAGACCUCUGAUUGCGGCGGCAGCAAGUGGGCAUGCCGAAACUGUUGCAUUGCUCUUAGCUGCUGCCGCUGAUAAGGACCUCUCUGACGCAGACCGAAACACUGCCUUGAUUCUCGCGAGUGCUUUCAAGAAGCUAGAGGUCGUAGAAUUGCUGGUGGAGGCUGGUGCUUACCUAGACGCAGCAAACCACAACGGCACGACGGCGUUGAUGGCGGCAUCUAGGAAAGGCUACGAUGAUAUCGUUGCAGUGCUCUUGAGCAGGAGAGCCCAAACAGACUUGGCUGACAAUGCCGGAAAUACUCCUCUGAUCUGCGCAGCAGAGGAGGACCAUGUGAAGACCGUGAGUUUGUUGUUGGAGGCCGGCGCGCGGGCGAACCUGGCCAACCACUUGGGCAGAACGGCUCUCCUCGUAGCGUCGGAGCAGCGCUCCGCGGAGAUCCUGAAGACUCUUUUGUCCGCCCGUGCUGCCUUGGACAUGACUGACGCUGAUGGGAACACCGCUCUAAUUCUGUCAUCGGAGAACAAUCGAGUGAACCUGAUGGGCUUGCUCUUGGCAGCGAGCGCGUCCAUGGAUGCAGCGAACCACGACGGUAAGACGGCGCUGAUUGUGGCGGCUGAAGCGGAUUCAGUAGGAGCGGUGCGCUUGCUCCUCCUGGCAGGAGCAGAUGAGAGCAAGGUCGACAAGGAGGGCAACACAGCCCUGAGAGCUGCAUCGGGUAACUUUUGCUCCACCAUCGUAGGCCUUCUCGUGGAGGCCGGUGUGGGCAUAGAUGUGGCGAAUCGCUUUGGCAAAACAGCCCUGAUCUCUGCUGCUGAGCACGGCUUCCUCGACGGUUUGCAAUUGCUGCUGAAAUCCCGCGCUGAUAAAGAGCUGACUGACAAUGAAGGCAACACAGCACUCAUCUCUGCUGCUGCAAACAAGCAGAACUUCUGCGUGCGAUGCUUGUUGCAUGCCAAGGCCAACCCUGAUGCAAGGAACCAGAAUGGCAAGACCGCCCUGAUCUACUCUGCUAUCCACGGCUUAGACGACAACGUGACGCUGCUCUUAACAUGCGGUGCUGACCGGAAUCUGUGCGACAGCAAUGGCCGCACAGCUCUAGAUUCUGCGAAGUCACUCGAGCACUGGAAAGUUGUACAGAUGCUGCAAAGCUGGACCAAUGGGGAAGCUGUGACCCGUCGCAUGUCUUUUCUGCAGACUUCCCUGGAAAGCUUUCGGACCCUCCGAUCUCUGGUUCAGGGCCUUAGAAUCGAUGUGUGCGGCCGUGGCAGCUGA
Messenger RNA from Symbiodinium sp. CCMP2456, 1449 nucleotides. The record is from the annotation of a GenBank genome assembly. Lineage: Eukaryota; Dinophyceae; Suessiales; Symbiodiniaceae.